Molecule: messenger RNA, 1048 nt
Organism: Micropterus dolomieu (smallmouth bass)
Lineage: Eukaryota; Metazoa; Chordata; Actinopteri; Centrarchiformes; Centrarchidae
Product: cytochrome P450 2D20-like
Exons: 4
Coding region: 317-1048 (243 amino acids)
Biological process (GO): xenobiotic metabolic process
Cellular component (GO): cytoplasm; intracellular membrane-bounded organelle
Molecular function (GO): iron ion binding; oxidoreductase activity, acting on paired donors, with incorporation or reduction of molecular oxygen, reduced flavin or flavoprotein as one donor, and incorporation of one atom of oxygen; heme binding
Source: RefSeq, a predicted model, not a curated record
GUAAUUCUUACACUGUUGUUCACGAAGAUGUUCUGUUCCUGUGAGCACCACAUGUGCUCGUUUUGCACCUACAUCAGACCUAUUAACUGUUAAUGUGUUGUACUGACAUGACAUUUCAUUUCAAGACCAGGUGUGAGCUCUUUCCAUGGCCUCUGUCUUACAGCACUCUCUAUUAACGUCUUAUCUGCAACAGGACACACCUCUUUUAAUCUAACAAAGCAAAGCCUUUAUAAAUACAGGUACAAGGUCCAACACAGAUUAAAAGUGUUUCACUCUUUGAUGAAAGUUAAAUUCAAAGUUGCCAUCAGAAGAUAUUAUGACCUGUAUUAGUGCUGACAUGCAGUUGUUACUAAAUUAUUUUGCAGCACGUUUUAACACAUGUAUUUGUACAUAUUCUCAGAGUAAAGGGCAGGCUGACAAUACUUUUGAUGAGGAAAACCUGGUUAUAUGUGUCUUGGAUCUGUUUGUGGCUGGCUCUGAAACAACGUCCACCACCCUGCGCUGGGCUUUCCUCUACAUGGCAAAGUACCCUGAGAUCCAGGCAAAUGUCCAGGCUGAGAUAGACAGAUUGAUUGGACAGUCCAGACAGCCAUGCAUGGAAGAUCGGGCAAACCUGCCCUACACUGACGCUGUCAUCCACGAGGUCCAGAGGAUGGGAAACAUAGUUCCUCUCAGCCUGCCUCAUGUUACCAACAAGGCCGUCCAGCUGGGAGGCUACACUGUCCCAGAGGGAGUUACAGUAAUUCCCAAUUUGACCUCGGUGCUGUUCGACAAGAAUGAGUGGGAGACGCCCGUCACCUUCAACCCAAGGCACUUUCUAAAUGCGGAGGGAAAGUUUGUGAAGCGAGCUGCUUUCAUCCCUUUCUCUGCUGGUAAGCGGCUGUGUCUCGGGGAGAACCUGGCCAGGAUGGAGCUUUUCCUCUUCUUCACCUCCUUCAUGCAGCGCUUCACCUUCUCCAUGCCUGCCGGAGUGAAGCCUGUGAUGGAUUACCGCUUUGGUGUCACUCUGGCACCGCAUCGAUAUGAAAUCUGUGCAACCUCACGCUAA